Messenger RNA from Schizosaccharomyces japonicus yFS275, 1090 nucleotides. Its product is annotated as ubiquitin family. The transcript has a single exon. The record is from RefSeq and is a predicted model, not a curated record. Gene Ontology annotation, cellular component: nucleus; post-mRNA release spliceosomal complex; cytoplasm. Bases 28 to 834 code for a protein of 268 amino acids. Lineage: Eukaryota; Fungi; Ascomycota; Schizosaccharomycetes; Schizosaccharomycetales; Schizosaccharomycetaceae. Gene Ontology annotation, biological process: mRNA cis splicing, via spliceosome; alternative mRNA splicing, via spliceosome.
UGGCAACAUAAAGUUGCCCUCUACAACAUGGCAAUGUUGACUGUAUUAGUUGAUGGUCCUCAUCACAUUGGCCGAAACUGCAUAAACCUGCAUGAUGAUGCUCUGGUUUCCGAUGUGCAGCAGCAGCUGUAUGGCAAUUGUGAGUUAGAUGCUUAUUGGACGUGCCAAAGUCAUAUACUCGAAAAAACAGACGCGUUGAAAAAAUGGGCAGCUCCUAAUUGCUCUUUUAUAACGCUCUCUCUGCGACCUCGUGUCCGCGGUGGAAAAGGUGGUUUCGGCAGUCAAUUACGAGCAGCUGGUGGCCGAAUGUCACGAAAACGCGGCGAACAAGAAAAUCUUGACUCCUGUCGUGAUUUGCAAGGCAGACGGUUAGGUCAAGUUCGACAAGCAAAGGAACUUGCGGAAUAUUUAGCUAAGAAGCCUGCGGAAACACGGGCUGCUCGAUUGGCCAAAAAGGAAAAGCUUGCAAAAGUUUUGAAUGCUCAAGGACCCAUUACUCGUUACGAUGAGCACGAGUUUUUUGAAGAGUGUGAGGCUUCCAAAAGUGAUGUCCGCAAAGCUUUAGAAGAAACGUUUGACUCUGUAUGCUCUACGAACGAACUCAUUGGCAGUGGUGAAGGCAGCAGCAGUUCUUCGCCUAUUAUGCAUAGUACGGUGAUCCCAUUCCCUUUGGCGGCUCUACCUUCUUCUAACACCGUUGUUCAAACACCCAGUUCCAGCAACAGUAAGCUUUCUUCACAAAAAAAUCCGGCCUCUGCAGCUCUACUUCCCGGUAGCUCUUCUGCCGCUGCUGUAGUAAGAGAGGUGUUUGGCUGGGAUGAUGAAGAUGAAUAAGCUGAACUGUAUUGUUUAAUGAAUGACGAACUAAUGAACUGCAUCACCAACAUUUCUAACAACAAAACCUGCGAAUCUAUUAUUCCACAUAUAGAGUUUCGCGUGGUAGCUUUAUUUUUCGCUAAACAGAACCUUAAAAACUUAAAGUCUGGUUCCCCGCACUUUGGCUGGAUGAACUCUAGCCCUACCCUAAUGUGACGGCUUUUCCAACGAAACCAAAAUGUUCGUUUUACACUUAUGGCUGCUCCCAGUUACA